Rhineura floridana is the source of this 7569-nucleotide messenger RNA. RefSeq names its product zinc finger FYVE-type containing 9 (gene ZFYVE9). Gene Ontology annotation, cellular component: early endosome membrane. The transcript is spliced from 20 exons. Gene Ontology annotation, molecular function: metal ion binding. Lineage: Eukaryota; Metazoa; Chordata; Lepidosauria; Squamata; Rhineuridae. The coding region runs from base 595 to 4854 and encodes 1419 amino acids. Gene Ontology annotation, biological process: endosomal transport. The record is from RefSeq and is a predicted model, not a curated record.
CAGGCGAGCGAACCAACCAGCCCUAGCUAUCGGGAACGGACGGACAAGCGAGAGGCCGGCCAGGCGCCGUGCUGGCCUUUCUUACGCUCGCUGCGUUCGAGGCCUGCCCGGGAGUGGAGUGUCCAACACCCAAGGGAGCCUCUUUGCCAUGCAGGCCCGGCGGCGUCCGCUGCCGCCUACCGAGGAUCAAGCAGAACAUACAGAUUCAAUUCCACUAGUUGAUCGUGCAGUGUAUAUCAUGGAUAGACAUUGGCUCAUUCGUUUCUUAAUGUGUGAAUAGGAGAAAAAGGAAUGCUCAUAAGAAGCUUGUGUAUUAGACAGAGAGAAAGCUUUAGAAAGCGGCGUGAGAGGCUUGCUUGCAGCAGUUUUUUUUUUUUACUUGUGGCAGCUGCAUAUGUCUAACAAAUGAAUUGUGUCACUUAUUGACCACAAGCAAGGCUCACAGUUUUGAACACUAUCAACUACUUCAAGAUUGAUUUGAAUGAUGGCAUGAAACAUUGCAGGCUCUGCUUCUGAUGAAAUGGUUGACCCAUUCACUGUCUGCAGGAACGGAUCAAUUGUUCAGACAAGGAGCUGGGUGGCAUUUCCUGACAAAUGGAGAACUAUUUCCAGGCAGAGGCUUAUAACCUUGAUAAGGUUUUAGAUGAACUUGAACAAAAUGAAGAUGAGGCAAUUUCACCUACCUUGUUGGAUGCAAAGUGGAAUCAGAUCCUAGAUCCUCCUUCUCAUCGGCUGUCUUUUAACCCAGCUCUGGUCAAUGUGAAUGAAUCCACAAUUCCUAAUGAGUGUCCGCAGAAACUGAAAUCAUUCUCCUUGUCUCAUUUAGCAACUGCAUCGUUAGGAGGAGGGGACUGUUGUUCUAAUGGAAGGAAUCUUAAUUUAAGACAAGAAAGCUCAAACAUGUGGAUUGAUGAUCAUGCAACAACAGAUGAUCAGCUAGUUAAGAGAAAUAGCAGUAGAAAUGCUCAGUACAAUGUUAUGGAUGAAGAAGAAAGAAGAAAGAAACCAGAGGAAAAAAAUGUGCUCGUAGUAGCAGUCAUGCAUAACUGUGAUAAAAAAGCUUUGCAAAGUGAUUUGUUAGAUUGUAAAAAUCACAGCAAUUCCCCCAUAAUGGAUACUGUUAGCUUUACACUGGAUAAUGGAACCCAACAAACUGAUCACCUUGAUGUUACUGUAAACGGGUCUACUGAGAAAGAUACUGAUACUGAAAAAGAAGCAGUACAAGCAAACAGGCUGCAUGCAGAAGAAGAUGCUGACAACCAUUGUAGUGUUGCUGCUUCUGAUUGCUUAUCCAGUGGAUAUUCUUCUCCUCAGUUAAAGGAGAAUGAUAAUACACAUAAAGAUUUUCAUUUCUCAGAAACUACAGCAGCAGGGAUGAAUGUAGUUACGUUGCAGAGGCCAGCUGGCCCUAGUGUUAAAAUGCAACAAAGCUGUGUGUCAGAUGAGGGUUUUGAUACUCAUGCUGUUGCUCAGAGAGCACAGCUAGAAACUAGAAACUGCUCGUCUAGUUCACACAAUGGUGGUUUGUCCACAGAGGUUUCUGUAGCAGAGCAAAAAACACAACCAUUUCAAUCAGGGAUACCUGAGCUCUCUGCAACUUGUCAGCUAAAUACAUUUGGAAGUGGCAAUCACUGUACGUGUUCUGGUGGACAUUUGGCCUCUAGGGAUGCAAGUGCUGUUGAAAAUGAAGCUAACAAAUAUGAAAAAAUUCUCAACACAACUGAAUUGCUCAGCAUGGCAGUUUGUUUAUCAGAAUCUCAGGAGAUGACAAAUGGGGAACUGACUAAAGAAAAUGAGAUCAGUAAUGAGCAAACAUGUGGGGAGAAUGAAGGAUUGUUGCAUACAGCAAAGCACGAGGAAGCAUGUAGAAGUAAUGGAGAUAGCGAUGGCAUGACAGAAGCAAAUCAUGACUUAAAGGGGACACAUAUAGAUGAGCUUGAAGAUUCGAGUCCCAGUGAUGUCAUGGGUACAUCGGCAUUGAGUGGUCUGCUCAAUUCUUGUGAUUCCUAUGGAAUACGGAACCCAACUCUUGCUCAUAUUCCAAAGACUUUACCCUCCAAGGAAGAUUCUGUGACUGAGGAAAAGGAGAUAGAGGAGAGCAAAUCGGAAAGUUAUAAUAAUGUGUAUGAACAAAGAGGAAAUGAAGCCACAGACAGGAGUGGACUCAUUUUGAACUGCACUGGUGACCAAAUGAAAAAAAACAAUUUACAUAAUCUCUGCAGUCAGGUACCAUCUGAACCAAGUCAAGCAUCACCAAAACCAGCCGCUAAUCUGCAACCUCUCAGUGUUCCUUUCGGUGGUGCUCGACCCAAGCAGCCGACAAAUCUUAAACUACAAAUUCCAAAGCCAUUAUUAGACCAUUUACAAAAUGGUCUGGUUCCUCCAAACUGUGGAGGAAACAGUAAAAAUAAAAAUGAUAUAUCUGGGAAAAUAAAAGUAGGUGAAAACGUAGCAGCAAAUGUAUUUUCUGAUGAAACGUCACUGAAUGCUUCAGUUACAGAUAUUGGUGGAGAGCAUUCAGAUGAGUAUGAGUCUGGGGUUUCUAGUAGUUCAUGCCUUGCAGCAGCCUCAGAUAGUCCAGACAACGAUCUUGGAGCUGGCCAUUUUGAAGUUCCUACAAGAAAGCCAUUUACUACUUUGGGGGAAGUGGCUCCAGUUUGGGUUCCAGAUUCUCAGGCGCCAAACUGCAUGAAAUGUGAGGCCAGAUUUACAUUCACUAAAAGGCGGCACCAUUGCAGAGCUUGUGGAAAGGUCUUCUGUGCAGCCUGCUGCAGUCUAAAAUGCAAACUGCUAUAUAUGGACAGGAAGGAAGCGAGAGUAUGUGUAAUUUGCCAUUCGGUACUAAUAAAUGCACAAGCCUGGGAGAACAUGAUGAGUGCCUCAAGCCAGAGUCCUAAUCCUAACAAUCCUGCGGAGUACUGUUCUACCAUUCCUCCCUUACAGCAAGCACAGGCUUCUGGAGCUCUGAACUCUCCACCACCCACCGUUAUGGUACCGGUGGGAGUCUUAAAGCAUCCAGGUGCAGAAGUGACUCAGCCCAGGGAACAAAGACGUGUUUGGUUUGCUGAUGGCAUCUUACCCAAUGGAGAAGUUGCUGAUGCAGCCAAAUUGACAGUGGCUGGAACAACCCCCACUGGUGCACUAGCAGUGUCACAUGAUCCAAGCAAGCCCAUGAGCAACAAUACUUCACCAGCAGAGACUGAAAACACACUGGCAUUUUCAAGAAGUAUAACUCAGGUUGGAAGUCCAGUUGGCUGUGCAAUGAAUCUUAUUCCAGAAGAUGGGCUUCCUCCAAUUCUCAUUUCUACUGGUGUGAAAGGAGAUUAUGCUGUAGAAGAAAAACCAUCUCACAUAUCAGUGAUGCAGCAGUUGGAAGAUGGUGGCCCUGACCCUCUUGUGUUUGUUUUAAACGCAAAUUUGCUGUCCAUGGUUAAAAUUGUGAACUAUGUGAACAGAAAGUGCUGGUGCUUUACUACAAAGGGAAUGCAUGCUGUAGGCCAGUCUGAAAUAGUAAUUCUUCUCCAGUGUUUACCUGAUGAGAAGUGUUUGCCCAAGGAUAUCUUCAACCACUUUGUGCAGCUUUAUCGAGAUGCUUUGGCAGGUAAUGUUGUGGGUAAUUUAGGACAUUCAUUUUUCAGUCAGAGUUUCCUUAGCAGUAAGGAGCAUGGUGGCUUCUUGUAUGUUACACCUGCAUAUCAGUCACUGCAGGACUUGGUGCUCCCCACCCCACCAUAUUUAUUUGGAAUUCUUAUCCAGAAAUGGGAGACUCCUUGGGCCAAAGUAUUUCCCAUCCGACUGAUGUUGAGACUUGGAGCUGAAUACAGAUUGUACCCGUGUCCGCUUUUCAGUGUCAGAUUUCGUAAGCCAUUGUUUGGAGAGACUGGACACACAAUUAUGAAUCUUCUUGCAGACUUCAGAAAUUACCAGUAUACAUUGCCGGUUGUCCAAGGCUUAGUGGUUGAUAUGGAAGUGAGGAAAACCAACAUCAAAAUUCCCAGCAACAGAUACAAUGAGAUGAUGAAAGCCAUGAACAAGUCCAAUGAGCAUGUUCUAGCAGGUGGGGCAUGCUUCAAUGAGAGGGCAGACUCUCAUCUUGUGUGUGUGCAGAAUGAUGAUGGGAACUACCAGACACAGGCCAUCAGUAUUCAUAAUCAACCACGGAAGGUGACUGGGGCCAGCUUCUUUGUGUUCAGUGGAGCUUUGAAAUCUUCUUCAGGCUAUCUUGCAAAAUCCAGUAUUGUAGAAGAUGGUGUCAUGGUCCAGAUAACAGCUGAAAAUAUGGACUCCCUGAGGCAGGCUCUGAGGGAGAUGAAAGACUUCACUAUUGCUUGUGGUAAAAUGGAUGCUGAAGAGCCUCAAGAGCAUGUGCACAUUCAGUGGGUGGAGGAUGACAAAAACUUCAACAAGGGUGUUGUAAGCCCCAUUGAUGGAAAAUCUAUGGAAUCUAUCACAAGUGUGAAGAUAUUCCAUGGCUCAGAGUAUAAAGCUAAUGGGAAGGUCAUUAGGUGGACGGAGGUUUUCUUUCUGGAAAACGAUGACCAACAUAAUGGCCUAAGUGACCCAGCUGACCACAGCAGGCUGACUGAGAAUGUAGCUAAGGCUUUCUGCCUGGCCUUGUGUCCUCAUCUGAAGCUGCUGAAGGAAGAUGGAAUGACCAAAUUGGGUUUACGUGUUACGCUUGAUGCUGAUCAAGUUGGUUACCAGGCUGGGAGCAAUGGCCAGCCACUGCCUGCUCAGUACAUGAACGACCUGGACAGUGCCUUAGUUCCAGUGAUUCAUGGAGGGGCAUGCCAGCUGAGCGAAGGCCCAGUCAUAAUGGAGCUUAUCAUUUAUAUUCUGGAAAACAUCUCAUAAGGACUUCAUUUUCUGUUCAGACCUGUUCCAGCAGCAGCUGUAUCUGAAUCAUUUGCACUUUAAAACUGGAAAAUUAAGCUUUUUGUUAACACUAUUAUGAGGGGGUGGGUGAGGGAUUGGGAACAGUUGUUCCAUAAUUCUGAAUUGUCUAUGCAUUUGUCAACAGGAUCAGGGCAGCUUCUAUACUACAAAAUGGCUAGACUAUCUUUGCAGCUAAUACACUUAUGUUACAGAUUAGAAACCAUUAGACCAUUAGAAAUAAUGGUCAUGUUUUAAAACAAUUGCAGUCAUGUAUUCAAUGCUCAAACGGGUGCAGAGAUCACUGGGGAGUAAAUAAAAAGGAAAGGAAAUAACAUUUCUAGUGUUUGUAGAUGAACUUAUUAUGAAGAUCUCCAUUCUGACCUCACUAUACUGCCACUUGUGGUUAAUUUCUCUAGACAUUGAAAAUAUCGUUUACAUUAUUUUGACCAGAUUAUUGGUUGAAGUACCUCCAAGACAUGUUGGGAUAUUCUAUAGAAAUGUACAGAAAGAAAGCAGCAUGACUGAGGGAAUCUUCUAUGUCUGUCCCAAGCAAAGCAGAAAUCUCUCUAGAAGCGGUGUGUAAAUGAAGCUUGCAGCUUUGUGUGUAUAAAUAGGAUAGUUUUACCUUUUUUUCUUUACUUGUGAUAAAACUGUCCCCCAGGUCAGAUAACUUGGCAAACAUCUGCCCUCAUAAGUUUUGUUUCAUUUUCUCUGAAUGUUGAAAGAGCCUUCCAAAGGCAUGAGAAUUGUUAGCCUUAAAGAGGAAGUUACUAUGGAAUUUGUUCUCUUUCUGGUUGGUCCUGCUUUUUUUUUAAUGUAACUGUUUAUUUUCCCUAUUUGGUACGUACUGUACUUAUAUUAUCCCUACCAUUCAGCCUGCACUUACCUAACACUUUAUAGUAGCAGCACUCUGUAAAGCUAGCCUCUGAGAACUAAUAGUUUGGCUGCUGUUGCAUGUUUUGCUUUCACUUCAGGCUGGGAAGUUUGCACUACGUUUCACCUGAGAGGGCAUGUAGGAGAAGAACAGCUUGAGCCCUUUUGCUGCAGUGUAUAAAGCUGGCAAUGAGAGUAAGUGAAAGAAUAUGAGAGCACUUUCCUAUUAAAUCUAAUUUCCACCCCUGAGCAACUGAUAACCCAGUUGGAAAUAGCUAUCCAAAGGAGUGAAAAGGCACAUUUAGGCCUGGGCUGUGGAGUCGGUACGCCAAACCUUCGACUCCGACUCUAUUUUUCUACUGUCCCACUCCGACUCCACCCAAAAUUGCUUCCAACUCCACAGCCCUGGAAAGGGCUGUAAAUGUCUUUUUAAAUUGGAAGCUCUCGUAGGAGCAUUUUUAUCGCUUCCUGAAUAUGAGCUGAUCUUGGCAUCACAGCAUUUGUCUUCAUCUGGGUCCUGUGUCAUACACUGACAUACAGUGUUUUCCAUCUUGAGUUACGGUGAAAUGCUCAACUACAGCUGACUUCAUGGGAAGCUUCUUUGACAUUUUGAAUUUAUAUUUUAAAAAAUUUGUCAAUCAAAAUUUAUUUUGAAGCCAGAGUCGGUACAUUUCUUCCGACUCCACCCAAAAUUGCUCCCGACUCCACAGCCCUGGUUUAGGCUUCAGCAAGACACAGCAGCUGUAAUUCAGACCAGCCCCCACCCAUGUGUAAGGAGGAAAUGGACUGUGUUAGGUCUUUUAAACAAUCUGAAAUUGGAGCAGCAUGGGCAAGCAGGUGAGCAAUCAGAGGAUUUUUUUAAAAAAAGAAAAAACUCAAAUUUAUACAGCAGCAACAGCUCUGAUAGUUACCUUUUCUCUGUAGGGAGCAAAGCAUAGUUGAGGAAAUUGCUAGCCGAAGGUUUGUAAAACCCCUCUUCAUACAGCCUAAUAUAAACUGCAACUAGACCAGAGGAGGACAAGGCUAUUAGAAUUAGACCUCAAAUUAAAUGGCCUGAGAAGUUAAUCCUGCCUGAAUAUAACACCAUUCUACUGAAUUUAUUAAUGGCUGGCCACAUUGUAUGAAAACAAUUAAAUUCUUAGGCCAUGCUGAACCUGAAAGAACUCAGGUGCUCAAUAUUCUGCUAUAGGAGGUAGGGUGGGCAUUAAUUGGCACCUGUGCAAUCCUUUGCAGAAGAAGGACCUUGUGUUUCCUGUUUUUUAUUUUCCUUGCAUAUAAAAGUUGCUUUUAAAAUUUCCUUCCUUCUGUGACAACAUUCAGUUUUAAUGAUAGAAUCUCAUCUAUUUAUUUAUGUAGCCACAGUAGAUUCCAACCUCAAGAGAUGGCUUUCCAACUGCACCACAAAAGCAGCUUUUUCAGUAACUUAGUUUUGCAUUAAAAUUACUGAUAUGGGGGGGAAAUUGGACUUUUUUCUUCCUCCUUCCCCCCUGCAAAAAUCAUUUGUGUGGGUCGUGUUUGUGCAAAAUGCUAUUGACUGACUGGUUUGCUUCAACCAUAGCCUUUAAAAUGACCUUAAAAUUUACCAUAUUGUUAAGAAAUGAGUACUUGUUUAAAGAGAAAAAUGUACUUUUAAAAUUCAGUUAACACUGCAAAAGACUGCAUAUUAUAUUUUUAUUUUCAACAUGUAGUUUUGUAUAUUAAAUUUAUUAAAAUUAAAAAUGAAUAUUUUAUUGUCUCUGUCCACUUAAGGUAAAUAGAAAUUGCUGCCUGCAUGGCAGACUUUGAUCAGGUACAUACUGUGAAGGUCUUCUGCAACUAGGC